Messenger RNA from Caenorhabditis sp. 36 PRJEB53466, 1994 nucleotides. The record is from the annotation of a GenBank genome assembly. Lineage: Eukaryota; Metazoa; Nematoda; Chromadorea; Rhabditida; Rhabditidae.
AUGCUAUUCCGCUCUUUCAUUUCACUCAUCGCCCUCCUCGCCGCUUCCCUAAUAGUUCUCAUCGUAUUUUGUGGCCUCAAACUGCUCGUGACACCCCUGUUCAUCCUGCCAGACCACAUUAAAAUUGCGCGGUCGCGGCCGAAAAACCCACCGCCGCGGCCGAGCACUCCGCCGCCCGUCGGACGCAUUUCCUACUGGGGCACUGCUUUCGGAUCCGCGUGCGAUCAGACGAGAGAGGCGAUCCUUUGGGAGGAGUGUCAGAAGAUCGCAAUCCGGUGCGGCGAGCAGACGAGGAGGUAUGAGGAGGAGCGGAGGAACGAUGAGAGAAUGUUCCGGAACAUUAGCUAUCACUGCUUCCGAGCCGCUGUAAGUUCUAAUGCAUCUUAUCUCAGCUGUCUGUGAAGAUAUCGAAAAGUUUUCAACUAAUAAAAUGUACACAAUGUUUUAAUGAAUAAUUUGUUUGUUGACAACUUUUCGAUAUCUCUGCCGACAACUGAGAUAUACGCUUAAAGAUAGGGACUAGUAAUUUUCAACAGACAAGACAGUAUAUCUCAGCUGCCGAUAGAGAUAUCAAAAAGUUGUCAACUGACAAAUUAAUUAUUAAAACAUGGCGUACAUUUCUUCAGUUGACCACUUUUUUGUAUCGCUACACACAGCUGAGAUACAACGUCUUGAACAAACGGUAUGGGAGUACCUGGACCCACCAAAAUUAAUCCUUCAUCUUUCAGGAUUGUAUGACCAAAAUGUACUGCCGAAGUGGUGACGAAAUGUACGAGCGCUUUUAUCGAAUUCCCAACGGAUUUUUCCAAAAACACGGCGAGCUACCAAGGUGCAUCGUCCGAUUCUAUCGGGCAAUUCGGCAAGAUUCAUUCGGCAACUGUACCGGCCAAUUUGAUUUCUUAUCGGUAAGACAUACCAAAAAAUUGUUACUAUUAUUAUAUGUCUACAGAAAAACGCGACCAUCAAAUACCAAGCAUAUGUGCAGGGACGUCAAUGUCUCGUGGAUUUUGCUGAGAAAAACUGCCAAAAAUUGACAUUUCAAUACUUGCGACGCAAUUAUUCCAACUUUUUGGAGCUCUCAAUGACGCCGUCGGGUUCUUGCGGACUUUAUCAAAAGUACGAGGCACUCGAGUGUCAGGACUUUGCGGAUUCCUUCAAGAAAAGUGCAAAUGAGCCGAUUGACUAUGGAAAAGUUGCGGAGAAGUGUGAGAGCAUGCAGGUAACCUGAAAAAUUGACAAUUUUGAAGGUGUACAGCAGAGUUAGAGCUCUGAAAAUUGUUUUGAGAAUACUUCACACCUAGUACUUCAUUUUUCUAGUUGACAACUUUUUCAUAGCACCACUCCGAAGAUGACUGUAGCUCUUGGAAGUUGCGGUCCUCAAAGCUUGCACUCUAACUUCCAAGAGCUACACUACUCUUCAGAAUAGUGCUAUGGAAUAGUUGUCAACUGCAAAAAUAACGUAUUAGGUGGUGCAGAUUACACUUGAACACUUUUUAGCUCACAAGCGAUGCCCGUUCAAAGUCACAUUUCAGUCCUGCAUCGCCAACCUCACCGACGAUUGUGCAAUCAGCAAAACGUUCACGAGGACGACACAAGAGUACUGCGAAAAGAUGCGCUUCCUCUCCACGCCUUUCAUGCAAUGUCUCGAAAGUAUCAAAGCGAACCGAUAUCGUCCGAAUCUCGUAAAGCAUCACUGUUUCGUCGGACACGAUUUCAACGACGACGCGAGCGCCUGUGCUCGAUUCGGAAGAGCCGAUGUUGUGAAUUGUGUAAAACGGAUAAUGGUCGACUUUUGUGGAUCCAAAGUUGAGAAUGGGUACGAUGAGGCGAGGAGGUAUCUGCUCGAGUCGUGGGAUUGCCACGAAAAGUCGAGGAUUCCGAUCGGCGAGUCGUUUCACAAGUUGUACAUGGAUCUUCGACACGAACUAACCUAGUGCGUCCAUUUUUCAAUUCUCCUGUGAUAAAACUUUUGUAGCAAUAAAUUAGCAGCAUGA